Messenger RNA from Ostrinia furnacalis (Asian corn borer), 2595 nucleotides. RefSeq names its product chromosome segregation 1. The coding region runs from base 142 to 2595 and encodes 817 amino acids. NCBI's taxonomy places the organism in Eukaryota, Metazoa, Arthropoda, Insecta, Lepidoptera, Crambidae. Gene Ontology annotation, cellular component: cytosol; nuclear envelope. Gene Ontology annotation, molecular function: nuclear export signal receptor activity; small GTPase binding. The record is from RefSeq and is a predicted model, not a curated record. Gene Ontology annotation, biological process: protein export from nucleus; protein import into nucleus. The transcript is spliced from 16 exons.
UGUUCUGUCAUUUGUUACAGUUGCUGUCAAAAAAAACCAACCGUUGCGGUCCUACGGCGUUUAUUGCAAAAAUAAACGUGUUUCACACUUUAUAGUGUUAUAAUAACAGUCGUGCUUUAACAAUAUUAUACUUUAGUCAAAAUGGAGGUGACUGAUGAAAAUCUGGCCACGUUAGCCAAUUAUUUGCAGCAAACUUUGAGCCCAGAUCCCAAUGUCCGAAGACCCGCUGAGAAGUUUCUGGAAGGCGUAGAGGUCAAUCAGAACUAUGCCAUAUUACUGCUGCACCUGAUCGACAAAGAUGGCGUAGACAUUACCAUCAGGGUGGCCGCUGCCAUCGCUUUUAAGAACUACAUCAAAAGGAAUUGGGCAGUUGACGAAGAUGGUGCCGACAGAAUCCACAUGUCAGACCGGAACACUAUAAAGACGCUCAUUGUGUCUCUGAUGCUGAAGUCCCCUGAAACGAUACAGCGUCAGUUCUCGGAUGCUGUCUCCAUCAUCGGCAAGUGUGACUUCCCGGAGAAAUGGCCAAGCCUCAUCCCGGAGAUGGUUGAGAAGUUUGCUACUGGUGACUUCCAUGUAAUCAACGGUAUCCUAAGGACAGCUCACUCACUUUUCAAGCGAUACCGUUACGAGUUCAAGUCGCAGAAACUAUGGGAGGAGAUCAAACAUGUGCUAGAGAAUUUUGCUAAACCACUCACGGAUUUAUUUGUGGCCACCAUCGACCUCACAACCAAGCACGCAGACAACCCACAAGCGCUCCGGGUCAUCUACGGAUCCCUAGUACUCAUAUGCAAAGUGUUUUACUCUCUGAACUACCAAGAUCUACCGGAGUUCUUCGAAGACAACAUGCCCACUUGGAUGCCCAACUUGCUUAAUUUGUUGCAAGUAAAAGUACCAUGCUUGGAAACUGACGACGACGACGAAAAACCUGGCGUGUUAGAGCAACUUCGCACAGAGAUAUGCGAAUGCGCAGCCCUGUACGCUCUCAAGUACGAGGAGGAGUUCGCACCGCACGCGCCCGGCUUCGUCACGGCCGUGUGGACCGUGCUGCUGGCAACCACGCCGCACCGCAAGUACGACGCGCUGGUGUCCAACGCCUUAACGUUCCUAGCCAAAAUCGCCGAAAAGAACAACUACAAAAGCCUGUUUGAAGACCCCGCCACACUUAGCAGCAUUUGCGAGAAAAUCGUCAUUCCCAACAUGGAGUUUAGAGAGUCAGACAUGGAGUUAUUCGAGGAUAACCCUGAAGAGUACGUGCGAAGGGACAUAGAGGGUUCCGACGUGGACACGCGGCGGCGGGCCGCCUGCGACCUGGUGCGGACCCUCGCCCAGACCUACGAGGACAAGAUGAUGAACAUGUUUGGGCAAUAUGUGCAGCUAAUGCUAGCCAAGUAUGAAGAGUGUGGCGCAUCAGCAUGGCGUGGCAAGGACACCGCCAUGUAUUUAGUGACGUCACUGGCAUCGCGCGGCAGCACUCAAGCCAGCGGCGUGACGCGCGCUUCGCCGCUGGUCGACUUAGCGCAGUUUGCUGCUACGCACGCAAUGCCAGAGUUGCAGAGACCCAAUGUGGACGAACUGCCUGUACUGAAAGCGGACGCCCUCAAGUUCCUCAUGACGUUCCGAACGCUGCUACCCAAAGAGUUGCUGGUCAACGCUCUGCCUCUUAUGGUAGCCCACGUGAGCGCCCGUGGGGUAGUUUGCACAUACGCCGCGUGCGCGGUAGAGAAACUAAUCGCGGGUGGAAUGAUAUCCAAUGCGGCGCUACUACCGCACGCGCCGGCGUUGCUCGAGGGACUUUUUGCUUCGCUCGGCGACGGCAGCGACCCCGCGCGACACAACGAGUAUGUUAUGAAGGCAAUCCUGCGCACACUGUCCUGCUUGCAAGACGCGGCGCUGCCCUAUCUGGGCUCAGCGCUGCCAAAACUCGCGCACAUGUUGUCAGUCGUCGCGAAAAACCCCAGCAAGCCGCACUUCAACCACUAUCUGUUUGAGACAUUGUCGCUGGCUGUCGCGUUGGUGACAAAAUCGAACCCCAACGCUAUCUCGGCCUUCGAAGACGCUCUGUUCCCGAUCUUCCAGGAGAUACUACAAAACGAUGUUCAAGAAUUCAUGCCAUACGUGUUCCAAAUGCUUUCUCUCUUACUGGAGCUUCGCGGCGCGGGCGGUGCUCGCGGCGGCGGUGACAGCGACGCGUACGGCGCGCUGCUGCCGUGCCUGCUCGCGCCGCCGCUGUGGGAGCGCUCGGCGAACGUUCGCCCGCUCGUGCGCCUCGUCUGCGCGUUCGUGGCCGCGCGCGCGCCGCUCGUGCUGCAGAGCGGACGACUGAACGCAAUGCUGGGCGUAUUCCAAAAACUGAUCGCGUCCAAAACGAACGACCACGAAGGCUUCUAUCUAGUUCAAACGAUGCUGUUUAAGUUCGGAGAGUCGGUGAUGCAGCAGUAUUCCAAGCAGAUCAUGACGCUGCUUUUCCAGCGGCUGGCGUCGUCAAAGACCACCAAAUACGUGCGUGGACUCAUCGCCUUCUUAGGAUUCUACGCAGCACACUUUGGGGCUGACAACCUUAUUGACCUGGUCAAUUCCGUGCAGAAUAAGUGA